Molecule: messenger RNA, 1103 nt
Organism: Pyrus x bretschneideri (Chinese white pear)
Lineage: Eukaryota; Viridiplantae; Streptophyta; Magnoliopsida; Rosales; Rosaceae
Product: cysteine-rich repeat secretory protein 38-like
Exons: 2
Coding region: 141-995 (284 amino acids)
Source: RefSeq, a predicted model, not a curated record
AUUCAACAAUCUUCAACCAUCGAGCAAACAAAGAUGUCAGUUGAUCUCCAUCACUAAAAAAACACCUUAAUUAUUUCUAAUUAUGAUCCUUUUGCACCACCAGUUAAGGAACUUUAAGGGAUUCGAUCAAACAAAUUAAGAUGUCAUUAGUUAAUUUUCAUGAUCACACCCUAAUAAUUGUAUCCCUUUCGUUCAUCAGCCUAUUCAAACUUGUGAUCUGUUCCAAUUCAAUUCACUACAUCCACCACUACUGCUCUUUAGAAGUUAACAAAGCCCAAAACGCCCCGUUCCAAGACAACGUCAACAAACUCCUCUCCGAACUCUCCUCUAAAUCUUCCGGCACCAGCUUCUACAACUCCUCAUCCGGAGACAACGACAAAAAAGUGUACGGCCUAUACCUUUGUCGGGGUGAUGUCAAGUCCGGAGUCUGCCGCGACUGCAUCGACUCCGCUGCCAAGAACCUCAAACAAAAUUGCACCAACAACAGGGAAUCCAUCGUUUGGUAUGAGGAAUGCAUGUUGAGAUAUUCAAACCGCUCCAUCUCUGCCACAGAGGAGGAGCUUCCGUGGCGGUAUUGGUGCAGUGUGAACAAAGUUUCAAACAAAGACCAGUUUAAUCAGAGCUUGUUGAAUUUGAUGAAUGGUCUUGUGGACAAAGCUGUUGGGAAUACGACUCCAAUUUAUUUUGCAACCGGGGAUGACAAGAAAGGCAACGGAGGGACGUCGAUAUAUUGUUUGAUGCAAUGUACUCCGGACAUAAAUGGGACUGACUGCCAAAGGUGUUUGAGGGCGGGUGUCGGUGGGUAUCAGGAGACUUGUGAGGGAAGAACAUGGGGUAUGAUUUUUUCGCCAAGCUGUCAGGUGAGGUACGGGCCUGACCUCUUCUACGGGGAAGGAAAGCCAACCAAAAGUGGGGGAAUAGGGAAGAGAAAAUCUUUCGUUGCUGUUAGAGUCACCGUCCAAGCUGUUGUGGCGGUCCUCUGGCUUAUUGGUUAAUCUGGGUGCAUGACAGGAAUGCUAAAGAGAAAGCCAUGCAUGCAUGUCAAGAAAGCGCCUCUCAUUUCACCGAGAGUUGCUGAUGGCCUGUGCGAGAGUUGGGCCACA